This is a messenger RNA of Rubroshorea leprosula, 3255 nucleotides long. The record is from the annotation of a GenBank genome assembly. Lineage: Eukaryota; Viridiplantae; Streptophyta; Magnoliopsida; Malvales; Dipterocarpaceae.
CUACAUAUGAUGAUAAACUUGGGGUGGUUGGGAGGGUGGGCUCUUCUUACCGCCCCUAUCUAGGCAACAUAGAGUGAAGUUGGGAUGUUUGCAUGUUCUAGUUCUGCAAAGUGUCAGAUUAUCCACUGGCGGCAGGGUCACAAGGAAGAAUGCCAUCCUCCUGCCUAUUCCACACACCUAAAUAAUGACGAAGGAAGUGAUUCUUGUGAGAAGUUAGCUGAGGGAGACCAGCAUGGAAUUCAUGGUGACAGAUCUGAGAUUGAUGGAAGGAAUCAUACUAGACCAACCAAAAUAUAUCUAGGAGAACCUCCAUUAAAUGAUGCUACUAACUCUAAUGAUAUUUUACACAGAGAGGAUCUUAACGUUGAAUACCACUCAGAUAGAGAAAGAACUGAUUAUGCAUCUGAAACUUGCAGCAGUCCAUUUUCAGGAUUCUCUACUCCUCCUACCAGUGUUGAAUCAUCUGAUGAUGCUUCUGUCUGUGAGAGCAUUAGUUCAAAUGAGCCUGAGAGAUCAAAUAGGCCUCAUUCUGCUGAUAGUUCGCCUGACAUGCUUUGGACUGGUUCUAGUGUUAAUGACAUGGAUCAAUCCAAUCCAUUAUCUCCCAAAUUUGCUAAUUUGGUUGAUUCUGUAAGUAAAUUUUCUAAAUCAGACCAGGUUAAGCCUGAUUGUGGAGAGAGUAAACAUUCUUCAAUUCCUUCAGAUUUGGGCAUUAACGUCACAUGUGAUGGUCAAUCUCCUCAAGAUUGUACAUCAUUGUCUGGUCUUGGGAGCAAAACAUUUGAAGCCAAUGAGUCCAGAGAUGAAGAUGGCAAAGAGUCAGUUCUGUCUAAUUCCAAGGGAAGUUGUAGUAGUACAUUAUCUCAUUCCGAGUCAUCCUUUCAGUCUUGUUUUGAUAUGUCUGGAAACUCUUCUCUUUCUUCACCUGCACAAUGCUUCAAAGUGAAAGGUAUCAUAUCAGAUGAUCCUUUUCCAGCUACUUCAUUAGAAAAUAUUAAUUUAGAAGUUCACAGCUCCUCUUCAAAGUGUGAAAGGUCCUAUCACUUGGAGACUGUUAUGUCACAUAUUUUGAAGCCCAGAGAUGUUGAAACUUCAGCAAAUUACUCUUCUUCUAUUGAUUUAUCAUCUGGUUCUAAAGGGGCUUCGGUCAGUGCAAGGAAUACAUCCACUGGUGGGUUUCCAUCUUUAAGGUCUGAAAAGUCUGACCAUGCAUUUAAUGACCCUGGUCGUACUUUGCAUGUACUAAAUUCCAAAGAGGCCAAAUGUUUAUCAACAAGUGCCAAUGCUCAGUCAUCUUCUAGUGUUAAAGUGGAGUCAGUUCCGAGUGAGAAAUCUGGAAAAGUCAGUGUUGUACAUGCAAUUUCUGCUACUGCACCACAGGUUGUAAGUUCUAGUGGCCGGCAGGGGCUGAAAACCUCCAUGAUGAAAGUUGUUGAUCAAUUUAGAGUUCCCAAAUUGCCAAAACAUUAUCAUAAUGCAUCUGAGAAUGAGGCUGCUGGAAGAUACAAGGACAAGGGCCUUUUUCCUUAUGAGUUGUUUGUCAAACUUUAUAAUUGGAACAAAGUGGCACUUCAACCAUGUGGCCUUAAAAAUUGUGGAAACAGCUGUUAUGCCAAUGCUGUGCUUCAGUGCUUGGCAUUUACCCCUCCUCUUACUGCUUACUUUCUUCAGGGGCUACAUUCAAAAUCAUGUGUAAAGAAAGAAUGGUGUUUCACUUGCGAGUUUGAAAAUCUAAUUUUGAAGGCAAAGGAAGAGAAAUCUGUUUUGUCCCCAAUUGGGAUACUAUCCCAACUACAAAAUAUUGGAAGUCAACUAGGUAAUGGGAAACAAGAAGAUGCACAUGAAUUCCUGAGGUAUGCUGUUGAUACAAUGCAAUCAGUUUGCCUCAAGGAGGCUGGAGUGAAAAUGACAGGAUCUUCAGAAGAAGAAACAACUUUGAUAGGCCUGACAUUUGGUGGUUACCUUCGUCAACAUUCUUUUUUACCACUUUUCUUUGUCAGUUGCAAAUCUUAUGAGAAGGCCAAAAAGAAGUUGACAAUACUAGAGGCUCCCAAUGUCCUUACAAUUGCUUUAAAGCGAUUUCAGUCUGGUAAAUUUGGGAAGCUCAAUAAAUCAAUUCGAUUCCCUGAGAUCCUGAAUUUGGCUCCAUAUAUGAGUGGAACUAGUGAUAGAUCACCAGUGUACAGGCUCUUUGGGGUGGUGGUGCACUUGGAUAUCAUGAAUGCUGCAUUUUCUGGUCACUAUGUCUGCUAUGUUAAAAAUAUACAAAAUAAGUGGUUCAAGAUCGAUGACAGCACAGUAACAACUGCAGAACUUGAAAGAGUUUUAACGAAAGGGGCAUAUAUGCUCCUUUAUGCAAGGUGUUCCCCAAGGGCCCCAAGAUUGAUAAGGAGCAAAAUGAUAUCUUCUGGUUUGAAAAGUAAAUCAAAGAAUCCUUCCACGAAUUCAAGAUCUUUUUCGACGCAUUCUGCUCCUUCCCAGUGCCAACCUAGUUCAAUUCCUCCAGAUGUUCCACCUAGCAUUGAAUCGUUUUUCUCAAAAUACCAACGGCUCCAAAGGAUUUUGGAAGAGGAUUCGUCAAGUGACAAUUCGUCUCUUCUCAGCAACAAUUCUGAUGAAUGUUCAUGUAGUACUGACAGCACUCGGGAUUCUACCAGUACUGAUGAUCUAUCCGAGUUCAUAUUUGGUGAUUCAGGACGUGGUUGGAACAGUCCAAGGAGGAAUUCUUCUGAUUCUGAUGUUUCUUCACCUUCUUCUUCUUCCCCAUUGUACCACCCAAGAAAUUCAUCGGUUGUCAACUCAGACUGCCAUACUUGGGUUUCCCCAGAAACUAGCAGGUCUCGAGCUGAUUAUACUUAUUCAGCUACAGAGCAUGAUAAUAGCAGGCUGGCAGGUGUGGAAGGGAAUGGAGGUGGUUCUUUUUUCCACUCUGACACAACUAAACAUUGUAGAAAGUUAGGUAGUAGUAUUAAUAGUAGUAGCUAUAGGGAAACUAACUCAGAGAGAUUAGGAAUGGGUGGUUCUUUCAGCUCUGGUGUACCCUUAAGACGAUCAACGAGUGAAAGAACAGGGUAAAAUUUUUUUAUUAUGAGGUAUUUAGUCGGAGGGGUAAAUAAUAGUUUUGAGGUGGGUUGUAUUUAAUAUACUGCUGGAGCUGCCUCUUUAUUUAAGUAUAUAUGGGUCAUCACCAUUUUAUUUAUAUAUAUCACUCAUAAACAUUGAUCUUGUAAAUGCCAGUGACUUGAGUUGCAUAAC